Molecule: messenger RNA, 2039 nt
Organism: Biomphalaria glabrata
Lineage: Eukaryota; Metazoa; Mollusca; Gastropoda; Planorbidae
Product: T-complex protein 1 subunit eta-like
Exons: 12
Coding region: 78-1703 (541 amino acids)
Biological process (GO): protein folding
Cellular component (GO): chaperonin-containing T-complex
Molecular function (GO): ATP-dependent protein folding chaperone; ATP binding; ATP hydrolysis activity
Source: RefSeq, a predicted model, not a curated record
UCGAAACUUUGUAAGUAUUUUUACCGGAAGUUUAUACACGGUUACCGUUCGUUUGGAUUCCUAUCACCAUUGCAACAAUGGCAAGACUGAAUGCUCCAAUAAUCCUUCUUAAAGAAGGCACUGAUACUUCUCAAGGAAAGCCACAAAUUUUAAGUAACAUAAAUGCUUGCAUGACAAUAGCAGAUGCUGUGCGAACUACACUAGGUCCUAGAGGGAUGGACAAACUUAUUAUUGAUGAAAAAGGUAGUGUUGUGAUAUCAAAUGAUGGUGCUACUAUAUUAAAAACAUUAGACAUUGUUCAUCCAGCUGCCAAAACUCUUGUAGAUAUUGCCAAGUCUCAGGAUUCAGAGGUUGGAGAUGGUACUACUUCUGUAACACUUCUAGCUGGAGAAUUCUUAAAGCAGUUUAAACCAUUCAUUGAGGAAGGAGUUCAUCCUCAGAUUAUUGUUCGUGCAAUACGUAAAGCCUUGGCAAUGGCUUUAAAGAAAAUUAGUGAUAUAUCUGUUCGCAUUAAAAAAGAAGAUGCUAAAGAGUUCAGAGAAUUGCUAGAGAAAUGUGCAGCAACUGCUUUGAGCUCCAAAUUAGUGGCAGCACAUAAAGAAUUCUUCUCCACAAUGGUUGUGGAUGCUGUACAAAUGUUGGAUGAUUUGCUUCCUUUAAAUAUGAUUGGUAUCAAGAAAGUUCAAGGAGGUGCACUUGAGGACUCUUUAUUAGUAGCAGGUGUCGCAUUUAAGAAAACAUUCAGUUAUGCUGGAUUUGAAAUGCAACCCAAGAAGUAUGAAAAUCCUAAAAUUGCAUUGCUCAAUAUUGAAUUGGAGUUAAAAGCUGAAAAAGAAAAUGCGGAAGUCCGAGUUGAAUCUGUUCAGGAGUACCAAAACAUUGUUGAUGCAGAAUGGAAAAUUCUUUAUGAAAAAUUAGAGAAAAUCUAUCUAUCUGGUGCCAAGGUAGUGCUUUCAAAGCUUCCAAUUGGUGAUGUGGCAACACAGUAUUUUGCUGAUAGAGAUAUGUUUUGUGCUGGUCGAGUUCCAGAAGAGGAUUUAAAACGUACUAUGAAAGCUUGUGGAGGAUCAAUUCAAACAUCAGCUCAAAAUCUGACACCUGAUGUCCUUGGUUCUUGUGAAAGUUUUGAGGAAAGUCAAGUUGGCAGUGAGAGGUUCAAUUUCUUUAAAGGUUGCCCUCAAGCAAAGACAUGUACCAUAAUCCUAAGAGGGGGUGCUGAGCAGUUUAUGGAAGAAACCCACAGAUCACUUCAUGAUGCCAUUAUGAUUGUUAGAAGGGCAAUGAAAAAUGAUUCUGUUGUAGCAGGAGGUGGUGCCAUUGAAAUGGAACUGUCCAGCUAUUUGAGAGAGCAGUCUAGAACAAUACAAGGGAAAGAACAACUACUUAUUGCUGCUUAUGCCAAAGCUCUGGAAGUUAUUCCUAGACAGUUAUGUGAUAAUGCUGGAUUUGAUGCCACUAAUAUCUUGAACAAACUUAGACAGAAGCAUGCUUCUGGUUCUAAAUGGUCUGGGGUUAAUAUUCUUCAGGAAGACAUUUCAGACAACUUUGAGGCUUUUGUCUGGGAGCCUUCUGUUGUGAAAAUAAAUGCAUUAACUGCUGCUUCAGAAGCUACUUGUCUGAUUCUCUCUGUAGAUGAAACUAUUAAAAAUCCUAAAUCUGCUCAGGAUGCACCUAUGGGCAGAGGAAGAGGAAGGCCAAUGUGAUCAGUUUACUUUUGACAUUUGUAAAAAAAAAACAAAACAUUUUUUAAGAUCUACUUGUCUUUGCCUGCUGCAUUAACCAAUAGGAUAAAAGACAUUUUUUUCCAUUAUCAGCUUAAUUUUGAUCAAAUAGUUGGAGUUGUUUGUUCUGUGAGGAUGUCAAGAAGAAUUGUGUGCUGUUUCUUUGUUCUCAUACAUAUUUAUAAUUGAUUAAAUAGAUUUCAUACAAAACAAAUAUUUACUUUUAAAAAAUUUUUUAAAAUAGGGGUUAAGGGUUAGGAUUAAAUAGUUGUCAAGAAUUUCUGAAAAUGUUCUGAAUAAAAUUGGAAAAUCACUUUA